Ylistrum balloti is the source of this 1708-nucleotide messenger RNA. RefSeq names its product KH domain-containing, RNA-binding, signal transduction-associated protein 2-like. The record is from RefSeq and is a predicted model, not a curated record. The transcript is spliced from 10 exons. Gene Ontology annotation, cellular component: nucleus. Bases 1 to 1158 code for a protein of 385 amino acids. Gene Ontology annotation, biological process: regulation of alternative mRNA splicing, via spliceosome. Gene Ontology annotation, molecular function: mRNA binding. NCBI's taxonomy places the organism in Eukaryota, Metazoa, Mollusca, Bivalvia, Pectinida, Pectinidae.
AUGGAAUUCAAACGGGAACCACGCAUGAAUCAAAUGGCCAUGCAGCAAGCACAACAACCAGCGAGUUUGGGACCGGCUAGUGUCAAAUACCUUGAAGAACUGAAAACAGAAGUGUCACAAGUUGACUCAGGUGCACUAUCACACGCAGCAAGACUUUUAAAUGAUGAAAUCAAGAGAGUGGAACAAGGUAAUGCCAAGAAGCAGGUCCCAACAGUGGAAGCACAUCACUCAAGACCACAAGGUGUUGCUCUGAAAGUGAAGAUUCCCGUUAGAGAUUUUCCCAAGUUCAAUUUUGUUGGGAAGCUUCUUGGACCCAAAGGAAUGUCACUGAAGCGGUUACAGGAGGAGACUGGAACCAAGAUGUCAAUUUUGGGGAAGGGCUCCAUGAGAGACAAAAACAAGGAAGAAGAGAUGAAGAAAGAAGGUGGAAAGUACGCACAUUUAAAUGAAGAUCUUCAUCUUCUCAUAGAAGUGUACAGUGAAGUGUCUGAUUGUUAUGCCAGACUAUCCCAUGCAGUUUCAGAGGUGCAAAAAUUCUUGACACCAGAUUACAAUGAUGAGAUUUCACAGCAGCAGAUGGAGGAGAUGAUGUUCCUUAAUGGUGAGAAGCCAGCACCAGGGGGUGUUGGUGGUGGGCGUGGAAGGGGACGUGGAGGUCCUCGAGGGGCUGGUCGUGGUGGAAUCCUUGGUGGAGGACCCACUGGAGGAGCUGGUGGUAGAGCUGCACCUCCAGGCAGGUCAGUGUCACACAGGGGUGCCCCAAGAGGUGGUUCUACAAUUGGUGCAGCUAGAGGGACCCCACGAGGUGCCCCAUCAGGAAGGGGAAGACCAGCUCCACCACCAGCACAAAACACCAGCUACAGCGAUUACUCAAACCAGGGAUAUGAAGAAUACUCAGAUCCGUAUGCGAGGGAAACUUAUGAUGCAAGUUAUGGAGGCGGGGAUACUCAAUACUUUGACUAUGGGCAUGGAUCAAGUGCAGCAGGUGGAUAUGAAGAAACCGGAUAUGAGGGAGAAUAUGACCAAGCAGGAUAUGGUGAGACAGGUGGUGGCUGGGGAUCAUCCAAUAGCCAGAUGAAAGCUCCAUCAACACGAGGGAGUCGGGGACAGUUCAGACAACAUCCAUAUGGAGGUGGCCGUGGAGGGGGAUCUUAUUAGGACCAAAGCAAUUUGACCUUCAGUUCAUCACCUAUUUGAAUCUUAGUGGACAUUUGUACAUAGGACAUCCAUCAUCUCAUCUUGAGGUACAUGUACUGCCAGUACCAUCAUUUCCCCUUUCUCUGGACAUAAACAUCCAGUUGUGGACUCUUGUUACAAGUAGUAACAUAAAACAUCAUAGGACAAACAAAUAAAUGGGCCUUCCAAGUGGUACUCAAUGUGUUUAAAUUGUAGGGUCCUUCAACAUGUUUUAUAGUCCAUGGUCCUUGAAUGUGUAAAAAAAGUCUAGGUUCCAACUCAAUGUCCUGCUGUGUUUAAAAGAGGAUUAAAUACAUAAACUUUUCUCCUGUCAAUUAAAACAUGAAUGUUGUGAACCAUGGAUAUGCUGUGUAGGUAGUCCUUUUAAUGGUAGACUUUUUACUCGCUGUUAAAUCAUUUAAACACAUUGUAAUCAUGUUGUCAUGUCUGUCAGAAAUACAUCAUUGUUGUCAUUUGCAUCCAAAAAAAUUUAAAUGCAAUAAAAAAAAACUGAAAAAUAGUGAAUACUGAA